Molecule: messenger RNA, 1151 nt
Organism: Cuscuta campestris
Lineage: Eukaryota; Viridiplantae; Streptophyta; Magnoliopsida; Solanales; Convolvulaceae
Source: the annotation of a GenBank genome assembly
GGAAGGUCUUGCUGCAGUAUUUGGUAAUGGUUUAUCAACAGCAUGCGUUGUGAAUAUUGGUGCUCAGGUGACAUCGGUAGUUUGUGUUGAGGAUGGAGUAGCUCUUCCUAUGACACAAAUCAAUCUACGUUAUGGUGGAGAGGAUAUAUCAAGAUGCCUUCUGUGGACUCAGAGGCAUCACCAAACAUGGCCGCCGAUUAGAACUGAUGCUCUUGCUAAGCCUGUAGAUUUGCUAAUGCUGAACAAACUUAGAGAGUCCUAUUGUGUUAUCAGAGAGGGUGAAGUUGAAGCAGUUACCCAGGUUCAUUCAUAUGAAGAUGGGAUGGUACCUGGAUCUCACAAGACAAGGCUAACUGCUCUUAAUGUACCCCCAAUGGGUUUAUUCUAUCCAACACUUUUAGUUCCGGAUGUAUAUCCGCCCCCGCCUCGUUCUUGGUUUAAUGACUAUGAUGAUAUGCUUGAAGAUGCCUGUCAAAUUGAUCUUCCAGGGACUGGUGCAUUUCCCAUGUGGGAGAGUUAUCCCGUUUUCCGAUCGAAGCCAAAGAGGGAAGACAGUAUCGGUCUUGCAGAAGCUAUCACAAAAAGCAUUCUUUCAACAGGGCGAAUAGAACUUCAGAGAAAGCUGUUUUGUAGCAUGCAACUGAUUGGUGGAGUUGCAUUGAUUGAUGGCCUCAUUCCUGCAGUUGAGGAAAGAGUUUUACAUGCCAUUCCUUCCCAUGAAGCAAUUGACACAGUAGAGGUUACCUCAUUCUUAUACGUCUUUCCCACGUUCAUCCGCUUUUCAUUGUUUCAUCAUCAUCACCAUCUUCAUCAUCAUCAGGUAUUGCAAUCAAGAACAAAUCCGGCUUUCGUACCAUGGAAAGGAGGAGCAAUACUGGGGAUUCUGGAUUUCACACGAGACGGAUGGAUUCACAGGGAGGACUGGAUCCGGAACGGAAUCCACAUCGGGAGUGGGAGGAAAUACAAGGAUUCUUAUUAUAUUCAGGCACACUCUUUGGCGUUCAUCAACUCCUCAUAGCCUUUCCACUACCCCCAACCCAGUAAGAACAAGUUGUCCAUUUGUGUUAGUAACUAAUCUAUGCUUAUAACAUGAAAACACAAUUUGCAUAUGUACCACCUUAAAACCCAGGUGUCUAAGGUUUGUCUUUUUU